GAUGGCAUAAAAAUUGAGAAUAUAAAGAGAAGAACAGAGAGUUUAAAAAAAUAGAGAAUUAUAUUAAUCAUAAAUAGAUUAAAGUUAUGAGUAGUAAGAAGAAGAAGGUUCUCCAUUACCUUAAAAAAAUAAAUCAUAUUCAGUUUAAAUAUCUCCUGCUUAAUAAUAAGAAUAUAAAGCUUAACCUUAUGAUUAUAUGAAUAAACCUUUAAAAUUACCUCCAAUAAGUGAUAGAAUUACAACAUUUACAAAUCCAAUAAGCAGCAAAUUAUAACUUCGAUAGAACCCUAGAGUGUUUUUAUCUUAAGAAUAGGAUAAGACUUUAAAAUAAAUUUAGAAGUAACCAGCAUUGAGAUUAUUUGUUUGA
Molecule: messenger RNA, 367 nt
Organism: Paramecium sonneborni
Lineage: Eukaryota; Ciliophora; Oligohymenophorea; Peniculida; Parameciidae
Source: the annotation of a GenBank genome assembly